Dacryopinax primogenitus is the source of this 717-nucleotide messenger RNA. RefSeq lists its product as uncharacterized. The transcript is spliced from 3 exons. Lineage: Eukaryota; Fungi; Basidiomycota; Dacrymycetes; Dacrymycetales; Dacrymycetaceae. The coding region runs from base 1 to 717 and encodes 238 amino acids. The record is from RefSeq and is a predicted model, not a curated record.
AUGUCUUCGGACAGCUAUGAGCAUUCCUCGCCACUGCCUCCUUCAUCACCGCCCUGGUCAUCGCCGUUGAAGGCACAGAAGAGCGAGAAAACAGAACGCCGCGCCUGGAAAAAAGGGGAACUCGAUCGGAAGAGGGCGUCCAAGAGAGAGAAAGAAGGCACUGUGAUUGAUAUUGCAGACGAGGCAGACGGAGCUAAAGCUUUUUUCUGGUCUUCGCCGUUCUUACCCCCUAUUGAGUGGAGAGUUCCUUCCAACAGCGAUUUCAGGCCGUUCGAGCAUUCAGAUCUCUGCCGGGAACUGGCGAUCAUGGAGGAAGACAACAUCGAAUGUUACAUGGCAGAUGCCUGGGCAUGGCAGCAUGUGGCAUCCAACGAUGUGUUCGAUCUCUCAGAUGGGUCAAUUUUGCUGCUUCGAGCGGGGCAGAGCGUCGUUCGCACCUCAAGUGGGCUCGACAUCGGUGUGGAAUAUGAGAGAAUGGCGAUGAUCUUGGAGCACGCCCCACAGGGGGAGACGGUAUGUGGUCCCACGAACCGCAGACGUGAAGGGCAAAGUUAUGGGAAGAAAAUGGGUCUUUCCUAUGGCCGUCAAGGUGUCACGAAAGUAGGGAUUAGAACUGGUGGAGAGAGGAUGGAGGAAUCGACAGGGAAGGGAGAUUUCACCUUUGAUGUCAGCGAUUCUAACAAUCACCGCAGGCGGAGGACGUUCUUCCAUGGGUAG